CUCCAGUCGUGCCUCAUGAUUAAGGCAGCGUAUGCAUAGAAUAAGCUACCUGCCUGAGUACGUGAACGCUAAACCCCACCAAGCCAAAGAUCCACCAACCCCUCCCCUCGAUAUCGUUUUCGUUCCAUCUGCUUCCUCGCACACACCGCUUCUCCUUCUUCCUCUCUCCUCUUUAACCCAUCUCUUCUUCUACUACUCCAUUGCCAUUACUCUGAUCUAUCCAGAGUGAUUGAUUGCUCUUCAUCUUCUUUCUUUCUUCUUUGAUCUUGAUAUCAAGAUUCGGAAGUUCCCUUCAUCGUACCCCUCCAUCUACAGAGGAUUCCAUCACGCAAUCGGCGUUGACACCAUCGUGAACAAAUUUUCUCUUUCUCCCUCAACACGAACCUCAACCGCCACCAUGGUUCAAUCGUGAGUACUCCCAAUGAUCGUUGAUGCCAGCAUGCUAAUAUUCCAUCUUCUGCAGAUCCAUCCUCGGUUUCCCUCGCAUGGGUGUCAACCGUGACUUGAAGAAGGCCACUGAAGCAUACUGGGGAGGCAAGCUCUCUCAAGCUGAGCUCCUCGCUGAGGGCAAGAGACUCCGUUUGGAGCACUGGAACAUCCAAAAGAAGGCCUGUGUCGAUGUUAUCCCAAGCAACGACUUCGCUCUCUACGAUCAAGUCCUCACUCACAUCCAAGAUUUCGGCGUAAGUUCUGGCUCUCAAGUGAAUCAUCUUGCGAUGCUAAUUGUAUCCUCUCUGCACAGGCCGCCCCUCCUAGAUACACAAGCCAAGGCCUCGAUGCUGUUGACGAAUACUUUGCUAUGGGUCGUGGUCACCAGAAGGAUGGUGUUGACGUGCCAAGUUUGGAAAUGGUGAAGUGGUUUGACUCCAACUACCACUACGUCAAGCCAACUUUCCAAGAUGGACAAACCUUCAAGCUCAACCCAAACCCAAAGGCUGUUGUUGAGUUCCUCGAGGCCAAGGAGGCUGGUAUCAUUACCCGUCCUGUUCUUGUCGGCCCAGUCUCUUUCCUUGCUCUCGGAAAGCCAGACCGUGACCAAUCCGUUGACCCAAUUGACCUCCUUGAGAAGCUCAUCCCAAUCUAUGAGGAGAUCCUCACCAAGCUCAAGGCUGCUGGUGCUGAAACUGUUCAAAUCGACGAGCCAACUCUAGUUUUCGAUUUGCCAUCCAAGGUCAAGGCUGCUUUCAAGCCAACGUACCAAAAGUUUGCCAGCCUAGGCGACAAAAUCCCCAAGCUCGUUUUCGCUACCUACUUUGGUGAUAUUGUUCACAACAUUGAUGCCGUUCCAACUGGCGUCUACGCUGUCCACGUCGACUUGGUCCGGAACCCAGAGCAGCUCGACACUGUCAUUGGUGCUUUAGGACCAAAGACUAUCCUCUCUGCUGGUGUUGUUGAUGGCCGUAACAUCUGGAAGACCAACCUCAAGAAGGCUAUUGAGACUGUUGAGACUGCAAUUCAAAAGCUCGGCAAAGACCGUGUCAUUGUUGCUACCUCCAGCUCCCUUCUCCACACCCCACACACCCUCGCAAGCGAGAAGAAGCUUGACCCCGAGAUCGCUGAUUGGUUCUCUUUCGCCGUUGAAAAGGCAUCCGAGGUCGCCGUUAUUGCCAAGGCUGUCACCGAAGGCCCAGCUGCUGUUCGUGCUGAGCUAGAGGCCAACGCUAAAUCAGUUCAAGCCCGUGCCAGCUCCAGCCGCACCAACGACCCCAAGGUCAAGGAGCGUCAAUCCAAGAUUACCCCCGAUUUCUACAAGCGCAAGAGCGAGUUCCCUGUCCGUAUCGCUGCUCAAGAAAAGUCAUUAGGCCUUCCUCUUUUCCCAACCACUACCAUCGGUUCUUUCCCUCAAACCAAGGAGAUCCGUAUCCAGCGUAACAAGUUCACCAAGGGUGAGAUCACUGCUGAGGAGUACGAGAAGUUCAUCGAGAGUGAGAUCAGAGAUGUCGUCAAGAUCCAAGAGGAGCUUGACCUUGAUGUCUACGUUCACGGUGAACCUGAGCGAAAUGACAUGGUGCAAUACUUCGGUGAGCGCCUCGAUGGUUAUGCCUUCACCACCCACGCCUGGGUUCAAUCUUACGGAUCUCGAUGCGUUCGUCCUCCAAUCGUUGUUGGUGACAUCUCUCGUCCUGCACCAAUGACUGUUAAGGAGUCCAAAUACGCCGUCUCCAUUUCCAAGAAGCCAAUGAAGGGUAUGUUGACUGGUCCAAUCACCUGUCUCCGUUGGUCAUUCCCUCGUGACGAUGUCCAUCAAUCCGUCCAAGCCGAGCAACUUGCUCUUGCUCUCCGUGAUGAGGUUGUUGAUCUCGAGGCUGCUGGUGUCUAUGUCAUCCAAGUCGAUGAGCCAGCUCUCCGUGAGGGUCUUCCUCUCCGUGCUGGCAAGGAGCGUGAGGCAUACCUCGACUGGGCUGUCAAGUCUUUCCGUCUCUCCGUUUCCGGUGUUCAAGACUCCACUCAGAUCCACUCUCACUUCUGUUACUCUGAGUUCCAGGAUUUCUUCCACGCCAUUGCUGCUCUUGACGCUGAUGUUCUCUCUAUUGAGAACAGCAAAUCUGAUGCCAAGCUUCUCAAGGUCUUUGUUGAUGAGGCAUACCCACGUCACAUCGGUCCAGGUGUCUAUGACAUCCACUCUCCUCGUGUUCCAAGCGAGCAAGAGAUCAAGGACAGAAUUGAGGAGAUGUUGCAAUUCCUCAAGCCAGAGCAACUUUGGAUCGAUCCUGACUGUGGUCUUAAGACUCGUCAAUGGGCUGAGACCAAGGCUGCUUUGACCAACAUGGUGAACGCCGCCAAGUUCUUCCGUGCCAAAUAUGCCAAAUAGAGGCACUAUUUGCUUUUAAUAUUUCUUUUUGUAUGGGGAUUUACGACAUAAUGGACUUGAGGUCUUUUGAACCUAACAGUGGAGACGAUCUCAACAUCGGCGUUUCUGGUCAGGUAUGAAGAUAAAAGUUUUUAAAGUGUCAUGAGUAGCGGGUUUGUGAAUUUCAACAGCAUUGGGCGGGGCGGGAAAUGAUGAUCCAUAUCAACCGGACAUCUAAGAUGGUAUUGGGCAAGGCGUUUUGAUCAGCGGUGAAGACUUUGACUUUUGAAAUCACUUGUGAAAUACGGGAGUAAAGCAUGUGCUCUUGAGGAUGGUGAUCCUCGUAGAAUAUCGA
This is a messenger RNA of Hymenoscyphus albidus, 3146 nucleotides long. The record is from the annotation of a GenBank genome assembly. Lineage: Eukaryota; Fungi; Ascomycota; Leotiomycetes; Helotiales; Helotiaceae.